Molecule: messenger RNA, 2522 nt
Organism: Acipenser ruthenus (sterlet)
Lineage: Eukaryota; Metazoa; Chordata; Actinopteri; Acipenseriformes; Acipenseridae
Gene: znf277
Product: zinc finger protein 277
Exons: 12
Coding region: 86-1399 (437 amino acids)
Source: RefSeq, a predicted model, not a curated record
ACACCUGCGAGGCCACGACGUGUUAUGUGGCUUUAUGGUUGGUCCUUUAAACAGUUUUCGGAUCACAUGACAGUAACAUAACAGCAUGGCUGCCUCUGUGGUACAAUACAACGUUAAAGAUGGCAAAGAUUCUAUUUUGGAGCCCCUGUCUUUACCGGAAAGCCCAGGCGGAAGUAUACCUCCAGACAAUUCCACUUCUGUGCCCUGCAUCCUGUGUGAGGAAAGCUAUUCUCUUACUGAAAAGGAUGCACUCCUGAAGCAUUUGAUACUUGAGCACAAACUGGUGAUAGCUGAUGUCAAACUUAUUGCUGAUUUUAGAAGAUACAUCUUGUACUGGAGGAAAAGAUUUCCUGAGCAGCCUAUUAUUGAUUUCUGCAGUGUGAUAAGGACAAAUUCAGAAGGCCCUGUCGAAGGACAAGAGGAUUACUUUCUGCUGUGUGAUGUUUUACCAGAGGACAGGCUUCUUAGGGAGCAGCUUCAACAGAAAAGACUGGAAGAGAUCCUUGAACAACAGCAGCGAGAGAGAAAUGAUGCCAGCUUUCACCGUGUUUGUACGUUUUGUAAUGAUGAAUUCACUGGAAAUAGGUCUUUGCUUCUCAACCAUAUGGCGAUAGAGCAUGGCUUUAACAUGGGGCUCCCAGACAACAUUGUGUACUGCACUGAAUUCCUGGACACGCUGCAGAGGAAACUUGACAAUCUGCAGUGUCUUUACUGUGAGAAAACCUUCAGAGACAAAACAACCCUGAAAGAUCACAUGAGGAAGAAACAGCACCGGAGAAUAAAUGCUAAAAACCAGGAAUAUGACAAGUUCUAUGUUAUCAACUACUUGGAACUGGGAAAGACCUGGGAAGAAGUUCAAUCUGAAGAUGACCGAGAGAUGAUAGAAGAUCAAGAUGAUGACUGGUCUGACUGGCAAGAUCACCCAGUUUGUGCUGUCUGUCUUUUUUGUGAACAUCAGUCAGAAACUAUGGACAAGAUAUACAGUCACAUGAAGGAUACACAUGGAUUUGAUCUGGCUAAAAUAAAGACUGAACUUGGUUUAAAGUUCUACCAGCAGGUGAAAUUAGUAAACUUCAUGAGAAGAGAAAUCCAUCAGUGUCGGUGUUACGGAUGCAAAGAAAAGUUUCCUUCCAAAGCUGAAGUUCUGAAGCAUAUCAUGGAUGCAAAACAUAUUAUGGCGCUGCAAGAUAAAUCCACAUGGGAUCAACCUCAGUAUUACUUUCCAACCUAUGAAAAUGAUGCCCUCCUUUGUGCCCUGUCUGACAGCGAGAGCGAAUCGGAGACUGAUAAUCAAAGCAAAGAAAUCCCUGUCAUUGCAGAAGACAUUUCAAACCUAAAAGCACUAAAGCAGACCAGUGUGUUAAAUCAGCUGUUAAAAGACAGGACCUACAGCAGCUAGUGUGCGUAUACAUUUAAAGAACAUCAUAUCGUAUGUGUUUGUUUAUUUUCAAAUGGCAGCACAAAGACAGAAUGUAAGCUAAAUGUAUGCAAUAAAAAAAUGUUAAUCUUAAGAUUGUAAUGCAGUCAUUGUUUAUGCUUGUCUUGUUUUUGUUUAAGAACAGGUGGCAUCAUUAGCUUAAAACUGGAAUACAGUCCUACAACCUACUGUAUAUAAUAUUUGUGUAAAUCUCUUUAAUUUGUGGCUAUUUUCUUACAGGUUUAAUAUCCAAUACAUUCGUAAGUUUGUAUAUGUUUUAAGAGGUUUGUUGUCUUAUUUAAGGCUGCCAUCUUUACAUUUUUUGUUAAUAUGUAAACUGCAUAACACUGUUUAAACAAUGGGUGGGGCCUUUAAAAAUAACUACUGGUAUAUUACAGUCUCAAUUAGAAAACUAAAUUGCAAACAGUAUCUAAAAAGACCAGCCUCAACAGAAACCUGAGUUUUUUCUUUAAUUGAGAAUGCCCAAUUAUUUUACCCAGCUCCCCCCAAUUUAAGUACGUCCAAUAAUGUUCCCUCACUACAGAAAUUCCCCACAACAGCUAAGGUCAUUGUGUGUCCUCCGAACACACAACCAAACACUGACGAGUUUGACAGCGAGUGUCGUCAAGCUGCUGUCUCCAGGAGGGCAUUGGCCAGCCAUGCAGGUGUCUGCUUGAGCUCCCCAGGCACCUGGCCAGUAGAGUCCACUGUAGUGCAGUGAGUAGAAAUGAUCACUGCCAACUUCCCUAACCCAGGGGCGCACCAGAGCCAGUGCGACGCUACUUGAGGAAACCUCAACAAAGAUGGACAGUUUGUCACAAUAAGUCUUGUCUUUACCAGACAAGCCACUCGGACCCCAAUAUAUUUGUCCUAGUGUGUUUUAAUAGUUUUUACUUCUAAUUUUUCAUUAGUGAUUGGUCUGACUGGCAAGAUCACCCAGUUUGUGAUAUGUAAAAAAAAUAAAAUAAAUAAUAAUACAAAGAACAUAUUGACUAAUUGAUUCAAAUGUUUAUUAAAAGAGCAUAGAGCUUAAUGAAAAUCAAAUUAUGGCUUAACUAUUUUUUAAAGAAUCCCAAAUUGUAAAUAAAGUGCACAAAUCAUUUUA